Molecule: messenger RNA, 2549 nt
Organism: Orussus abietinus
Lineage: Eukaryota; Metazoa; Arthropoda; Insecta; Hymenoptera; Orussidae
Gene: Rbpn-5
Product: rab GTPase-binding effector protein 1
Exons: 8
Coding region: 222-2108 (628 amino acids)
Biological process (GO): endocytosis
Cellular component (GO): intracellular membrane-bounded organelle
Molecular function (GO): growth factor activity; GTPase activator activity; metal ion binding
Source: RefSeq, a predicted model, not a curated record
CCCAUCGAGGAAAAUCAAAGGAGAAAUAAGGUGACGGGCCGUUGAAGGGAGAAUUUUAACUUGGAGUAGACGUUAAACGGCUUGAGACGGGCUAUGUAUCAUGUCACGGCGAGAACGAUCACUGGGUGAGACGGCGAUCUCACGGUGCGAAGGGUUCUUUAUCAUCUGCGGUGAGUCACGUCAGUAAUAGCUGCACUGCCUGGUUGGGAGAACCGCAAAUCAUGGAGAACGACUCCGAGGAUAAACAGAAGGCCGACGAGAGCCGGGAAGACUCCGAGGACCUGCCGACAAAGGUCGAAAGGCUUGAACAAGAGAACACUCAAAUCCGUGAAGAAUUCAACGUACAGAGGGCCAAAAUGAAGGAACUGUUUCUCCAGAAGGAAGAGGAGCUGAAAAGGAGGUUAGAGGAGAACCUUUGCCUGCAAACUGAUAACGUCAGACUACAAAAUGAAUUGGACGAGGCUAAGAGUCAGUUACUCGUCGCCGAUCUUAAAAUCCAGAAUGACAUAUUAAUGGAGAAGAGAAAGGCUCAGGAGGAGAUCGCUUCUCUGCAGCAAGUGAUUCACGAAACGGUCGAGGAAUCUUCUUGCUCUCGCAAACAAUUAGAUGCAGAACUUGUCAAGUUACGGGCAACGGUCGUCAGGCUGGAGGGAGAGAACUCGAUGUUAAAGUCUCAGUUGUCUAGAGAACCACCCGUGGACGGACCGCCGAUCUCGUUAUCGACCGUCACAAAGACUCUAGCUCGCAAAGUAGCCUCGCAGUUGGGUGCUGAUUCUCUGUCACUGGGAUCGGACAACCUAGAGGACAGCAUGCGGAAGGUAAAACGAUACGCCCAAGAGGAUGCGGAAGUAUUGCGUUCCUUGGUCGUACCUCUCGAGGAGGAGAUCAAAGCCUUAAAGGAGAAACUCCGAUCGACUGACGAUGAGUUACAAAAGUGCAAAGAGGUGCAAAGUCAGAGGAGGCACCAAGAACCAGGUACAGCAGAGCUUAUCUGCGAUAUGUGCGUCAACUACGAAGCUCAACUAGUCAAGAUCCAGUCCACGGCGAAAGACUUGGAGAAACAGUUGGCAGAGUCGGAGCGCAUGCUGCAGGGCCAGAGGGAGGAUCUCGCAAAGGAAGUGGAAUUCCGCAAGGAGAUGGAGGAGAAGUGGAACGAAAAAAAGGAGGAGCAUAAAAUCAAGGUGGCGGAGCUUACGGAGCUCACAAAGUCCUCGCAAAAGGCCUUGACCGAGGUUAAGCAGACUUUCGGACAGGUUCAUCAGGACAUCAUUAAGGAGCUCUCGAAACUGACUCGAGACAGGGAAAAAGUGCAGAGUCACCUCAACGCGUUACAAAAGGAGAACGAGAACCUGGUCGGGAAGCACAGUAAACAUUCCCAGGAGUUGCAGAGCGAGAGCAUCAACAUGCCGAAUAACGUGGAAGAGCUGCACGUGACGUUGCUGAGGAUGAAAGAGGACUUGAUCAACGCCAAGGUGGCCAAGGAAGCUGCCGAGGAGGCAAAGGAACUCCUGCACGUGGAAGUUAAUCUUAUCAGAGAGCAGAUGAACCGAGAGAACGAAGCCAAGGACAGACAGGAGGCGGUUUUUCUCAGCCAGAUAUCUCAUCUUAAGACCGAGGUGGAAAGGUAUAAACGCGAACUCGGCGUCUUUACCGAGAGGGAAGAGAGACUGAAGCAGGUCGAGAGGCAACUGGAGGAGCUAACCAGCGAGAAGAAGAAGGUGGACGGCACGGUGGCCGAUCUGAGACAGAGAAUGACGAGCCUUCAGCAGGAGCUGCAAAACAGCGAAGAGGUGCAGAAGGACUUUGUUCGUCUUUCCCAGUCGUUGCAGAUCCAGUUGGAAAAAAUUCGCGAGAACGGCAGCGAGGUGCGAUGGCAGCACGAGGAAGAUGUCGAGGAUUGUCCGAACUGCCACUCUGCCUUCACCAUGGUCAAGAAAAAGGUCCACUGUCGACACUGCGGCCAAGUCUUUUGCUCGGCUUGCCUCACCCACGUAGUCAAGAGCGGACCGAAGCAGAGACCGUCGAAGGUCUGCGACGUCUGUCACACGCUUCUGGUGCCCAACACUGCUCCCUACUUCAGCCACAUGCUGCCGCACACUCCGGACUAAUCGACCUCUCUCCAAUUUGGGGCUCGACGUGUCCGGCUUGGCUCGGUAAGACGUGCAAUAUCCUCUGGGAGUGGUUCCGCGGACUCUACUCAUUGGAACCUCUUCGAUGGGAGUUGUAGACUAGGUAGCCGAUUUACAAAUUCUGUAUAUACUUCUUCGAAGACAGCGAAGGCCGGAGGAAGUUAACGAGUUUGACAGGUCCUGCGAGGUGUUGCGCGCUCCAAGGCGGAUGCUCCUAACCUUCGGAAAUGCUAGAGGCAUCGCUAGGUAAAAAAUUAUAGGGCGCAAAGAGACGAGAAUAGUUCAGAUUCCUAUUAAUUGACAGCUGGGUGAGAUGACGCAUAGAGUAUAUAUAUAUAUAUAUCCUGUAAAUACGAAUUGUGUACCACUUAACGUUUAACUGUAAUUUAAUGCGAUUAAAGUCUUUGAGUGUAGCGCGAA